UCGUACGGUUCAUAUAGUCCUCUGAACCAGCAUGGCGUACUCUACACUGCUCCUGCUUCUAGCAGUUUUCUGUUUGGGAGCCCUGGCGCAGGGGGAAUUGAAAGAAAAGCCUGAGUCAGAAGAGAGCGUUUCUAAAACCCUUGAGGAGCGAAAGGAGAGUGAAGAAGGCGACUGGAAGCCACCAGGUGGAGAAAAGAACGACUCCUACAGUAGCGACUUUGGCUGGGAAGGUGAUGGUGGGAAGGAUACGACUUGGGAUCAGACCUUCGGCGAAAGGUACAACAGAGAGUACAGUAACUACAUGGGCGGCUACAACGACGGUAGGGACAGUUACAACUACGGCAGGGAACUCUACAACACCGCUAGAGAUCUCUACGACUACGGUAGGGAUAUCUACAUCGACGCAAGGGAACGCUACACGUAUACUAGCUACACGGGCGAUGGCUACUCUGGCGGUUACGACAGGAAGUACACUCGUGGUCUGUCUAGCUCUCCUGUUUUUACCUCACCCUACUUCUACUUCUAUGUGGUACUGGUCAAAACCCCUCACUGGGGCAUCACGACCAGGGUGCUGGGUGCACGGCUAAGUGCGGCCGACGCCUGCCCGGCCGGUGUCCCGUACGUGCCGUACGCCUGCCCGGACGCCUCCGCGUGUGAGUCCGCCAUGUGCGGGGACCUGGACCCGAACAGUCCCGACUCCAACAUCACCUGCGUGCCCACCUACUGCGGAGGGUGCCACCACGUCGCCUUCUUCAACAAGACCGACGGCAGGCCCGUCAAGUGUAAGGGAGAACAAACCGGCAAGUGCCCGGCGGUUCCGUACGGCAAGGUUGGCACGUGUGCAGUGGAGUGUGAGACCGAUGACGACUGUAAGGCUGUGGGGAGUAAAUGUUGCUCUAACGGCUGCGGGAUGACCUGUCAGAGGGCAGAGAUGGAGGUUCCGAAAAACUUGACCCAGUGCAGACUGUACCUAGCAGAGGAGGAGGAUGAGGAGGAGGCUGGGGACGUUCUGCUGUGGAUUUUCCGUCCGGACAACCGCGGAGGGAAACUGUUCAGUACCGACCCACUGGGAAAUGGGACCUACUUCCGCCGUUUCCAUGGUGAUAGAAACAAGCUGGGCGCAGAAGUGAAGGAACACUACCCAGAAUCCUCUGAUGUAGUGGCCAUACAGAACGUGGAAUGGCGAGGUAACCUCUCUUCUGAGGGCCUACAAGCUGGGUUCCGGCGCGUAGCUGUCUGCGACUGCGACGACUGUCACCGCAAACCCACCCGGCAGUUUGGAGAUGGUUUUGUUGACGAGGACUCCUUUAUGCCGGACUUUGGCAAAGACCGUGGGUCUUUCAAUGAUGACUUUGGAAACAAGUAUGGGGGCAACUUUGGAGGAGGGUCUAUUGGCGGGAAUUUUGGAGAAGACCGAGGGUCUAUUGGCGGGAAUUUCGGAGGAGACCGAGGGUCUAUUGGUGGGAAUUUCGGAGGGGACCGAGGGUCUAUUAGCGGGAAUUUCGGAAGGGACCGAGGGUCUAUUGGCGGGAAUUUUGGAGGGGACCGAGGGUAUAUUGGCGGGAAUUUCGGAGGAGACCGAGUGUCUAUUGGCGGGAAUUUCGGAGGAGACAGAGGGUCUAUUGGCGGGAAUUUCGGAGGGGACCGAGGGUCUAUUGGUGGGAAUUUUGGAGGAGACCGAGGGUCUGUAAGUGGGAAUUUCGGAGGGGACCGAGGGUCUAUUGGUGGGAAUUUUGGAGGGGACCGAGGGUCUAUUACUGGGAAUUUUGAAGGAGACCGAGGGUCUGUUAGUGGGAAUUUUGGUGGAGACCGAGGGUCUAUUGGCGGGAAUUUAGAAGGGGGCAACUUUGGAGGGGACCAAGGAGGGUCUUUUGGGGGUGAUUUUGGAGGAGACGGUGGGUCUUUUGGGGGUGAUUUUGGAGGAGACCGAGGGUCUUUUGGGGGUGAUUUUGGAGGAGACCGAGGGUCUUUUGGGGGUGACCCAGGUUCGAUGUUCGAUGACAGGGAGCCUGAUGAAAAGAUUCCAAAGAUUUAA
Molecule: messenger RNA, 2035 nt
Organism: Branchiostoma belcheri (Belcher's lancelet)
Lineage: Eukaryota; Metazoa; Chordata; Leptocardii; Amphioxiformes; Branchiostomatidae
Exons: 7
Coding region: 32-2035 (667 amino acids)
Cellular component (GO): extracellular region
Molecular function (GO): peptidase inhibitor activity
Source: RefSeq, a predicted model, not a curated record